Messenger RNA from Perkinsus marinus ATCC 50983, 568 nucleotides. RefSeq lists its product as hypothetical. The annotation marks the transcript as partial. NCBI's taxonomy places the organism in Eukaryota, Perkinsozoa, Perkinsida, Perkinsidae. The record is from RefSeq and is a predicted model, not a curated record. The transcript has a single exon.
AUGCCAAUGGCUGCCACAGAUCUCAUGUUUGACCCUGCUACCUAUGAGGCCUAUACUGAUGCUGUCCGUGCUUACUUAAUGGAUCAGGUCGAUAUGGCUAUUACUCAAGCAGCGGGUAAUGCUAAGCGGCAUUAUGAUCAGAACCUUGUCCCGCAAGGAUUCUUUGUUGGUGCCCGUGUUCUGCUACGGCUGAUGAAGCAUCAGAGACCUACUAAGCUCUCCCCUAUGUGGGAGCCUAAUUGGUUUAUUACUCAGAUCAUAGGCUCUACUGAUCCUAUCAAGGUUGUUCGCUUAUUUCAUCUUCCGACAAGACGGGUUAAGGUUCUAAGUGUUGAUCAUAUCAAGGUUGAUCCUCUUCAACCUGAUAACAUCGAGGAGAUCAUGCAAGAGUUUCCUCCACCUCCUCGUGAUCCUCGUGAACCUACCCCGCCUUGUACUCAUGGUUCUGUCAUAGUCUCCUCUGAUGGACUUCCUCCAGAGCAACCCCAUGUCCGGUUCGAAGGGUUAAUUGGUGCAAAUGAUGCAGUCUUUGCACCACCAAGGCCUCAACAACCUGUUGUUCGUCCGG